Messenger RNA from Eucalyptus grandis, 2022 nucleotides. RefSeq lists its product as uncharacterized. The transcript is spliced from 3 exons. NCBI's taxonomy places the organism in Eukaryota, Viridiplantae, Streptophyta, Magnoliopsida, Myrtales, Myrtaceae. The record is from RefSeq and is a predicted model, not a curated record. Bases 1 to 2022 code for a protein of 673 amino acids.
AUGGCAGAACCUACUGGUUCGGACCCGUCUAUGAUUGUCCAAGAGUCCUCUCAGGAUGUAUCCAGCUCAAGCUCUCAGGAGGAAUCCUCUUAUGAUGAUCUACCGAAAGCUGAGGAACAUGUGAGUAAACCAAGUCACCAUAUGACUGAAAGACUACAAGAUCACCUUGCUGACAUGCUGGAAGCUUCCCCUCUCCCUGUCGGUCCGAAGAAGCCUACUAAGGGCUCCAAGACCUCUAGGAAGAGGGGCGUCCUUGGUCCGCUAAGGCGCGCUGAAGUUAGGCGUUUUGUUGCGGUUAAUAAGUUAUGCUAUAUUGGCUUACUUGAGACUAAAGUUCCCGAAGAGAAUUUUGAAUCUAUCUCCUUCACCCUCAUCAGGGGUUGGAGUUGGGUUGCGAACUAUAGUUGCUCCCCCCGUGGGAGGAUUUGGGUUGGGUGGAACCCGGAGCUUGUCUCUUUCCUUUCGAUUUCUAUCACUAAUCAAGCAAUUCAUGGGUGUCUUAAGUGUAAUGAUUCUGGUAUUACUUGUUUGGUUUCUGCUAUAUAUGGAGAGCACACUUUUGUCCGCCGUAGGCCGCUCUGGGCAGACUUGCAACAUUAUAAUGAGAUAUUUCAAGAUACGGCGUGGGUGGUUGGAGGCGAUUUUAAUGCAAUUAAGGACCCUUCCGACCGUGUUGGUAGCUCCACCAACUGGAUCCCCUGCUUUGAUGAAUUUGCUCAAUGUUUGGAGCAGACUGACUUGGCGGACCUCAGAUUUGUUGGCCUUCGAUAUACGUGGUCUACAUCGGCGGCGGGGAAUUCCAGAAAGAUGAGAAAGAUUGAUCGUGUGUUGGUAAAUAGCAAGUGGAAUGAGGACUUCUCCUUCUCUGAGGCGACGUUCCGUAGUCCGGGCAUAUCUGACCAUUCACCGGCCGUCGUUAAAGUUAUUCAUCCGCCUCGCACUUUGAAGCCUUUCAAAUACUUCCAUUUCUGGGAGGACCACCCUGAUUUCAAAUCCAUUGUCUCACAAGCUUGGAGCACAUCGGUGUUUGGAGUUCCUAUGUUUCAAUUAGUCUCUAAACUCAAGUUCGUGAAAGCCCGUCUUAAGCUUCUAAACCGAGAAGAGUUUUCUGAGAUCUCGGGGAGAGUUUCAGAGGCAAGAGAGAACCUUAGUUCCAUUCAGACUGACCUUCAAGCUGACCCGUUGAAUCUCCAUCUUGCUGAAAAGGAGAUGACGUUCUCUAAACCGUCGUGUGAAGAGUUAAAGAGUUACAUCCGUCGCCCUCUCAACGGAGAGCAGAUUGCUGCCCGCAAUGUUCCGGUUUUUUCGGAUGACGAGAUCAAGUCCAUGGUAUUCUCAUUAGCGAAGGAAAAAGCCCCUGGGCCCGAGACGGGUUCUCUCGUGGAAUUCUUCAAAUCUAAUUGGGAAAUCGUUGGUCCCUUGGUCUUAUUGGCUGUUCGGGAUUUCUUCCAAUUCGGGAGGAUGCUCAAAGAGGUAAACGCGACAAUCCUUACUCUUGUGCCCAAGAUUUCCAAUGCUAGUGCUGUUUCGGAUUUCAGGACGAUCGCGUGCUGCAAUACCAUUUAUAAAGUUAUUACUAAGAUCCUAGCUAAUCGUAUAGCGGGUGUGUUAAAUGAUGUUGUGAGUCGUUCUCAAAACGCAUUUGUUAAGGGAAGGAGAAUUAGAGAUAACAUUCUCAUUGCCCAAGAGCUUUUUGCGGGUUUUCAUCUUCAUCCGUAUCUCCCCAAGUGUGCGGUGAAGGUAGACUUUCACAAAGCUUAUGACACUGUUGAUUGGGAUUUUUUGGAAAAGGUUCUCCUUGCUUUCGAGUUCCCGGUUGGGCUUACCAGACUAGUGAUGGCUUGUGUUCGGUCUCCAUCAUACUCUAUAGCCAUUAACGGUGAACUUCAUGGUUUCUUUCGCGGAGGACGUGGUCUCAGACAGGGAGAUCCCAUGUCUCCUUAUUUGUUUACUUUAGUUAUGGAAGUAUUCUCCGGAGUGUUGAUAUCCCGCACGGCCAGCCAGGACUUUAAAUACUUCUGA